AUGUAUGUGAAAUGGUUUGAUACAGUAAUGUUUUACUAUGUGAUUUUAAUGAAUGUCACUUUUUGUCAUUUUCAAAUUUCCCGCCGUUCAGUCCCCCAUACGUCCCGACACUCGCAGGGGACGGAACCCAGGUGACAGAUGCCGGCAUCCACCGGAGGACAUUGCCAGGGAAACUGCAGGAGGGACAUCGCGGGAGCACAGGACAAGGUAAGUGAUCGAGGGAUCCCGGAGCCAAAUGGUAAGCCCGAGUGUAGCUCGGGGUUACCGCUUGUGCUACACUAGGGAAUACCGCCAUGGAGGCUAUGGCAA
Staurois parvus is the source of this 309-nucleotide messenger RNA. The record is from the annotation of a GenBank genome assembly. NCBI's taxonomy places the organism in Eukaryota, Metazoa, Chordata, Amphibia, Anura, Ranidae.